Molecule: messenger RNA, 3101 nt
Organism: Sorex fumeus (smoky shrew)
Lineage: Eukaryota; Metazoa; Chordata; Mammalia; Eulipotyphla; Soricidae
Gene: KCTD9
Product: potassium channel tetramerization domain containing 9
Exons: 12
Coding region: 61-1230 (389 amino acids)
Biological process (GO): intracellular signal transduction; protein homooligomerization
Molecular function (GO): protein binding
Source: RefSeq, a predicted model, not a curated record
GUGGGAGGAGAGCCAGGUGGGAGGGUGGCGGCUCACUCAGGACCCGGUGGGGGCAGCGCGAUGAGGCGGGUGACCCUGUUCCUUAACGGCAGCCCUAAGAAUGGAAAGGUGGUUGCUGUAUAUGGAACUUUAUCUGAUUUGCUUUCGGUAGCCAGCAGUAAACUCGGUAUAAAAGCCACCAGCGUGUACAAUGGGAAAGGUGGACUGAUUGAUGAUAUUGCUUUGAUCAGGGAUGAUGAUGUUUUGUUUGUAUGUGAAGGAGAACCAUUUAUUGAUCCACAGACAGAUUCUAAACCACCUGAAGGGUUAUCAGGAUCUCACACAGACUGGCUGACAUUGAAUGUUGGAGGGAGGUACUUCACGACUACACGGAGCACUUUAGUGAAUAAAGAACCCGACAGUAUGCUGGCCCACAUGUUUAAGGAUAAAGGUGUUUGGGGAAAUAAGCAAGAUCAUAGAGGAGCUUUCCUAAUUGACCGAAGUCCCGAAUACUUUGAACCCAUUUUGAACUACUUACGUCAUGGGCAACUCAUUGUGAAUGACGGCAUUAAUUUAUUGGGAGUAUUAGAAGAAGCCAGAUUUUUUGGUAUUGACUCAUUGAUUGAACAUCUAGAAGUAGCAAUAAAGAAUUCUCAACCACCUGAGGAUCAUUCACCAAUAUCUCGAAAGGAAUUUGUCAGAUUUCUGCUAGCUACUCCAACCAAGUCAGAAUUGCGUUGCCAGGGUUUAAACUUCAGUGGUGCUGAUCUUUCUCGUUUGGACCUCCGAUACAUUAACUUCAAAAUGGCCAAUUUAAGUCGCUGCAAUCUUGCACAUGCUAAUCUCUGCUGUGCAAAUCUUGAACGAGCUGAUCUCUCUGGAUCAGUGCUUGAUUAUGCAAAUCUCCAGGGAGUCAAGAUGGUGUGUUCUAAUGCAGAAGGGGCCUCCCUGAAACUGUGUAAUUUUGAAGAUCCUUCUGGCAUUAAAGCCAAUUUAGAAGGUGCUAAUCUGAAAGGUGUGGAUAUGGAAGGAAGUCAAAUGACAGGAAUUAACCUGAGAGUUGCUACCUUGAAAAAUGCAAAGUUGAAGAACUGUAAUCUUAGAGGAGCUACUCUGGCAGGAACUGAUUUAGAGAACUGUGACCUGUCUGGGUGUGAUCUGCAGGAAGCCAACCUGAGAGGCUCCAACGUGAAAGGAGCGAUCUUCGAGGAGAUGCUGACGCCACUGCAUAUGUCGCAAAGCGUCAGAUGAGAGUGUGAGGGCUGGGGAAAGACACCAGCAUGGAAAAUGCCCUCCUCAUCACUUCCAUUGCUUCUCCCACUCUGUCAUCUAGAAGAAACAAUACUGUAAGGGAAUCCAAAAACCAUUUAGAGGAUUAUAUUGUUCUGAAUGGUGCCUAAGGGGGGAAAGUGACUUUCCUCCCCACAUUAUAAUCCUAACAGCGAAGCACGCAAUAGUUGUAGAGAAGCUAGUUCAUGUGGCUGCCUUGUGAGUGCGAUGGGGGAUUUCCCUGGCUUUGUGACCAGGAGUUCUCUAUAUUAUAAUUGCUUUCAAAUACAGAUGAUGUGGAAGUGUAAUAAUCCUGGUUUGAAAUGCAUUUGAGGAUUUUAAUUUAUGAAAAGCACAAUAUAUGCAUUUCUAUUUAUUGAGUCUCUAAAUGCAGUGUGGGUAUUUAAAUUGUCACACCUUAGGAGAUUUGGAAAAAGUUGUUCAGGUUGAUAAAUAGCUUUAGUGACACCACCUCUCCUGUAAAGGCCUGUCACACCAUGUGACAAUGGUGAGAUCAGACUUUUCUUUUCAGGUUCUUUUUUUAUAAAGGUUAUUUUUUAGAAUAAAGCAGUAGCUAAAUUAAAGAAGUCCUCUGCUUGUACUGAUUGAAACAGUGAACGGAAAUACAUCAUUGUCAGCAGAAAGGGGAGUGGAACUCUCCAUGUGAAGGAAGAGUUUUCCCUUUAGUUGCAUCUUUAAAUCAGCAUUCCUUAGGACUUCUAAGCAGGCUCCACUCAACACCAGUUUAUCUAUUUACUAGCCUUGUUUCCUCCCAUAUUUAAAACAAGUAGAGAAAGAUAUUUCAAAAUCAAAAACCCAGGUGUGUUAUUAAUUUCAUUUAACUCAAAUGCCAAGUCAUUUUUUAAAAGGCCAGCUUAGUGAUAGAUACUAAAUCAUAACCCACUUCAGACUGAUAAAAGUAGGAGUGAAUGUGGCAGGGUAGACUUUUAGAAAUCAUCAUAAUUGCAACUAACAUCAUACAGUGGGAAUGAAGAGAAUUUUUUUCGGCUGACAGUUUGGGCAUAACCACCAAAAAACUCUUCAAAUACAAAAUAAAGACAUUUGGCCUGAGAUGUAGUAACAAACAGUCAACACCUGAGGUUCCUUUAAUAUACUUUUUUUUUAAAGUACAUCGUAGUCUUAUUUUUUUGAGUUAUUAUCUCUCUGCGGUAGCAGAGAUAGGGGUUUGUACUUCCUGACUAGUAACUGGUGUCCUGACGUCUACCCCAAGAGCAGGGAUAUAAGCUGUGUCCAAAUGGGUUCAAUUCUACCGACUCAUCGGUUUGAGGCAAUGAAUCAUUAAAAUCACUCUGUCUCCUUUGGGAGGAUGACAUGUCUUCAGUAUUUAUGUGGCUUUUUCUUCUAUAUAUAUACAUAUGCAAAGCUUUCCUUACAGUAAAGGCUACAUAUGCAUAGUAGGAUGAGAUCAACCUUUACACAUAAAGGAAAGCAACUUCAGAAAAAUAAUUAUUUUCUUUGCUUUAUUAUUUUUAUCAAGACAGAAAGUAUUGUAUUGAGAGAUAUCUAUUUUCAUAAUCAAUAUGUGCCUAAAUUAUAUUUAAAUCAUUUCACUCUGUACUAUAUUUUCAGUAAUUAUAGAAUGCGUUACUCAUCUACUUAAAGAGUACCUCUGAAGACACAACCUAAAACUGCAGGAAGAUCUGAAGGAUCAAAAGGUGGUGUGCUUAGAAACUGCAGAUUUUGGAUCUAAUGUAUGCUAUAUUAAUGAACAACAUGAAAUGUAAUAAAAGCAUUUCUUAUAUUGCUUUAAGUGUUAAUGACCAGCCCUGAAAUUUCUAGGUGGAAAGGAAAUAAAGCAUAUCACAAAUCAUGUAAUUAAAGUGAAUUUAUUC